ACCCUCCAGGGGGUAUAUAAGGAGCCUCAGGACUGGGGGGGUGACAGGCAUAGCACUCCGGUUUCAGGGCAGCCUGUGCCUUCCACCAGCAUCCUCUGUGCUUGCUGAGAGCUCACCAGCUGCUGCCUGGCCAUGAGCACCACGUUUCUGCAGACUUCUUCCUCCACCUUUGGAGGUGGCUCUACCCGGGGGGGUGCCCUCCGGGUUGGAGGAGGUGGCUUUGGUGGGGGGAGUCUCUAUGGGGGAGGUGGAAGCCGAAGUAUCACAGCUUCUUCUGCAAGGUUUGUCUCCUCGGGGUCAGGAGGGGGCUACGGGGGUGGCAUGAGCUGCGGCUUUGGUGGAGGGGCUGGUAGUGGCUAUGGUGGAGGUUUUGCAGGUGGUCUUGGAAGUAGCUUUGGUGGGGGUUUUGGUGGUGGCUUCGGUGGUGGUGAUGGCGGCCUCCUCUCUGGCAAUGAGAAGAUCACCAUGCAGAACCUCAACGACCGCCUGGCCUCCUACCUGGACAAGGUGAGGGCCCUGGAGGAGGCCAACACCGACCUGGAGGUGAAGAUCCGAGACUGGUACCAGAGGCAGAGCCCGGCCAGCCCGGAGCGCGACUACAGCCACUACUUUAAGACCAUCGAGGAGCUCCGGGACAAGAUCCUGGCAGCCACCAUUGACAACUCCCGGGUCAUCCUGGAGAUUGACAACGCCAGGUUGGCUGCGGAUGACUUCAGACUCAAGUAUGAAAACGAGCUGGCCCUGCGCCAGAGCGUGGACGCUGACAUCAAUGGUCUGCGCAGGGUGCUGGACGAGCUGACCCUGGCCAAGGCUGACCUGGAGAUGCAGAUCGAGAGCCUGAAUGAGGAGCUGGCCUACCUGAGGAAGAACCAUGAGGAGGAGAUGAAGGAGUUCGGCAGCCAGCUGGCUGGCCAGGUCAACGUGGAGAUGGACGCAGCCCCGGGCGUGGACCUGACCCGCGUGCUGGCGGAGAUGAGGGAGCAGUACGAGGCCAUAGCUGAGAAGAACCGCCGAGAUGCUGAGGCCUGGUUCUUCAGCAAGACCGAGGAGCUGAACAAGGAGGUGGCCUCCAACACAGAGAUGAUCCAGACCACCAAGACAGAGAUCACAGACCUGAGACGCACCAUGCAGGGGCUGGAGAUCGAGCUGCAGUCCCAGCUCAGCAUGAAAGCCGGGCUGGAGAGCUCGCUGGCGGAGACAGAGUGCCGCUACGCCACGCAGCUGCAGCAGAUCCAGGGGCUGGUCAGCGGCCUGGAGGCCCAGCUGGGUGAGCUCCGCUGCGAGAUGGAGGCUCAGAACCAGGAGUACAAGAUCCUGCUGGACAUCAAGACACGGCUGGAGCAGGAGAUCACCACCUACCGGAACCUGCUGGAGGGCCAGGAUGCCAGGAUGCCUGGCGUUGGCACCAGAGAAGGUAAGAAGUGGGGAGGGGUGGUAAAAGCCACCCUUCCCCUUGGAAUGGGGAGGCCAAUUAUUUCAGUAGGGUGGGACACACCCAUUCCAGUUGACACCUCUUCCACUCUGGGACCCUCUAUCAGCCCCCAGUAGAGUUGGGGUUGAAGAUUUAUGGAGUCCCUUCCAGGUUGAGCAGGCUCUGUCUAGGGCAUAGCCCCUCAGGCCCCACCUUCAUGCACUUAUGCUAAGAUGCCUAGGAUGACUCCCUGUUCACGUGCAGUUAAAAACCCUGACAUUGUUGCUCACUGCGGGGCAUACCAGCCGCGGCCACCACCCUCCCCUGCGAUGAGUGAUUCAAUACCAGCCCUCUGGCAGCUCUGGAAGGAUCAAGGGUGCUGUCCGGUUCUCCCGGAGCUCAGCCAAGGUCCUGCCCCCUUGA
Molecule: messenger RNA, 1834 nt
Organism: Miniopterus natalensis
Lineage: Eukaryota; Metazoa; Chordata; Mammalia; Chiroptera; Miniopteridae
Gene: KRT15
Product: keratin 15
Biological process (GO): intermediate filament organization; epithelial cell differentiation
Cellular component (GO): cytoskeleton
Molecular function (GO): structural molecule activity
Source: RefSeq, a predicted model, not a curated record